Hippocampus comes (tiger tail seahorse) is the source of this 2610-nucleotide messenger RNA. It is a transcript of the gene slc6a18, whose product is annotated as solute carrier family 6 member 18. The record is from RefSeq and is a predicted model, not a curated record. The transcript has 12 exons. Gene Ontology annotation, biological process: sodium ion transmembrane transport; amino acid transport; nitrogen compound transport. Bases 168 to 2000 code for a protein of 610 amino acids. NCBI's taxonomy places the organism in Eukaryota, Metazoa, Chordata, Actinopteri, Syngnathiformes, Syngnathidae. Gene Ontology annotation, cellular component: plasma membrane.
ACAUUGGAGGACAGCCCCCAAGGGAGGCAGACAGCUGAUAAAAGACAAGCCCCACACAUUAAAGACCGCCACACUCAGGUGAGACUAGGGAGAAGACGGCUCAAAUAAUAACUUAAUAAAUCCAAUUUUUUGACCACGUUUUACAAUUGAGGGACUUUGGCGCAAAGAUGGACAAAACGAGAGAUGUGCAAGAGGAGGUCACGUGGAACAACAAGAUUGAAUACAUGCUGACCUCCAUUGGUUUUGCGGUUGGGAUCGGCAACGUUUGGCGCUUCCCCUACCUUUGCCAAAUUUAUGGAGGAGGAGCGUUCCUCAUCCCCUACCUGAUAGCGUUGGUGUUUGAGGGUCUCCCGCUGCUCUACUUGGAAAUGGCGAUUGGACAGAGGCUCCGCAAGGGAAGCAUCGGAGUGUGGAAGAACAUCUCGCCCUUUCUGGGCGGAGUUGGCAUUGGCUCGAUGGUUGUAUCGUUCCUGGUGUGUAAUUUCUACAAUACCAUCCUGGCCUGGGUCUUUUGGUACUUCUUCAACUCCUUCCAGAACCCUUUGCCGUGGAGCCAGUGUCCACUCAACAUCAAUCGUACAGGCUUGAAUGAGGAGUGUGUGAAGAGCACCCCAGUCAAUUUCUUCUGGUACCGUCAGACCCUGAACAUCACCACUGACAUCGAGACAAGCGGUUCUCUGCAGUGGUGGUUGGUGGUCUGCCUGGCCUGCGCCUGGCUCACGAUGUACAUCUGUAUCAUCAAAGGGAUCCAAUCCAUGGGAAAGGCAGUGUACGUGACGACCACUUUGCCAUACGUGGUACUCACCAUUUUUCUGGUCCGCGCCCUCACCCUGCCCGGAGCGACAGACGGACUGGUGUACCUCUUCACCCCUGAUUGGGAGAUACUGAAGGACCCCCAGGUGUGGUUGGAUGCCUCGACUCAGAUCUUCUUCUCUCUCUCGGUGGCCUUUGGAGGUCUGAUAGCGAUCUCCAGCUAUGCUAAUGAGAAGAACAACUGUGAGAAGGACGCCGUCAUCGUGGGACUGAUAAACAGCGGCACAUCCCUUUACGCUGCCAUAUCCAUCUUUGCCAUCCUGGGUUUUAAAGCCAACGCCGGUUUCAAUUCCUGUCUGAAAGAAAACAUCUUGGUUUUGACCAACCACUUUGAGUUUUCUGACCAGAAUAUAACAGCGGACAACUAUGACCACUGGGUUGAGUAUCUGAAUCAGACCAAUCUAGAUGAGCUCGCCAGCCUGCAACUGAGACCCUGCAAGCUGAAAACAUUCCUUGACCAGAGCGCUUCUGGAACUGGCCUGGCUUUUAUCGUGUUCACUGAAGCCGUACUGGAGAUGCCGGGCUCGCAGUUAUGGGCGGUAUUGUUUUUCCUCAUGCUCUUCAGCUUAGGCCUAUCCUCCAUGUUUGGUAACGCUGAAGGAGUCCUAAGGCCCUUCUGUGACCUCAACCUGGUACCCAAGUGGGUACCCCAAGAACUCAUUACAGGGGCAUUCUGCUUGAUGUCAUUUUUGAUUUCGCUCAUCUUCACCAUGGGGUCGGGCAACUACUGGGUGGAGGUCUUCAACAGCUACGUGGGCUCGGUCCCCCUGCUCAUUAUUGCCUUUUUUGAGAUCAUCGGAGUUGUUUAUGUCUACGGAAUGAAAAAUUUCAGUGAAGACAUCUAUUUCAUGACCGGGAAGAGGCCAAAUCUUUAUUGGAGAUGUUGUUGGACUAUCAUCAGUCCUUUAAUGCUUAAGAUAGUGUUGAUUGCAUAUGUGGUCCUCCAAGCCCAGAAACACCCCACAUACCCUGCGUGGAAUCCUGAUUACGAACUCUUUCCCAAAACAGAGGUUAAGCCCUACCCAGACUUUGCGUUUGCCGUAAUCAUCCUCCUCUGUGCCAUGCCCGUGGUUUCGAUCCCACUCGUGGCUCUCUACAAAGGAAUCCAAAAGGUCAGGGAGAGGUCUUCGUCACGGGAGGGACGAAACCCGUACGGCAAUGACGCUUUUGAGAUCGAAGCGCAGUGACAUCGGGAGCGGUGACCUGUGCAUCUGUUGUCAUGAACUACGUUUCCAUUCCUGAAAAGGAGCCUCCUGAGUACAUCAUUGUCAGAGAGAAAUUGCUUUCUUUUAUGAGUGGGAAGGCAUGCUGGCAUCAUGACAAAGGAUCCUUUUUCUUUUUCUUUUUUAGACAAAGGGUGUUGAUAAUUCGGUCAAUAAAAAAAAAAAACUGAGCGUAUUUACACAUUAAAGUACACAAAGGCAAAUCUGGCGUUACACUACAACACUUAAAGUCGUUACUCAUAAACAAAAUACUUUUGACCACGCCAACUGAAACAUUUGCAUCGUGGCAGUAAAUCUCAAACAUACCUAAAUUGCUUUCUUCGACAUUGACAUAGAAAAAUACCACAAAGCAUAAAUCGUAACCCAGAUGGACAAAGGCUGUCAAUUCCAUUGUACAGCCCGAGGUUUUUUUUUUUCUUUCACAGAACCAAAUGUCUUUACCGAUUGUUAUUUCAACACUUGUCGCAAAUCCUCACAUCCAAACCUGUCAGCUGCUUAUGGCUAUUGUUUUUUUUUUACCGGGAGACUUUAUCAAAAUGAGUUAACACAAAUAUAUUUAAGUUCGAAUGGUCAA